This is a messenger RNA of Moneuplotes crassus, 1668 nucleotides long. Lineage: Eukaryota; Ciliophora; Spirotrichea; Euplotida; Euplotidae. The record is from the annotation of a GenBank genome assembly.
AUGUUAUUUAUUAAACAAAUCUCUGGAUUAGCUCUGCUCUGAGGGUUAAUCCUUGUGGCAUAUGCCUUGCAUGACAAAAUUCAGGGAAGAUGGAGCCCUGAUUCAGAUAUCUGUAGCACUGACCUUGACUGCUCUUCCAAAUUCACUUCAUGUAGGAGCGGGUUUUGUGAGCAUAAAGGUAUAUUUCCUCUCAGUCUUGCAGAAUUCUUCUCAGCAUUUAUUGUCUUACUCACAAUUUCACUCGGGAAUUCAGUAGGAAUUGGAGGAGGAGCCAUCAUAACUGUCACAGGAUACACUCUUUUGGAUCUUACAGUGACAGAGGCCGUGGCUGUAGCAAAUCUCACAAUAUUUUGAGCAAUGUUCUCAGGUUAUCUGAUGAAUUUUUACAAGAAACAUCCUCUUAAAAACGCUACUCUUGUUGAUUAUGGAAUAGUCCAAUGACAAAUGCCAGUCAUCGGAGUUGGAACAUUUGUCGGCUCGCAGCUAAACACAGUCCUCCCUGACAUAGUUGUCCUUCUCUUCUUAAUGGCCUUGCUAGUGUGAAUAGCAGCAGCUGCUAUCCUAAAAUGCAUUGAUCUCCUAAGAAAAGAAAAUAGUUUGUUAAACUUAACAGAACAGGUUAGGCCCCUCAAUGGACGUCACGGACAUAUUAAUAGUGCUUCAAGUAACAUCGAUGAAGUUUCAUCUGAACGAAUCAAGCUCUUGGAAGAGGACUCCCCUAAAGAGAAGUUAUUUAGCAGUGGCAACAGACUCUUUCAUCCGGUAAAUUCAUCUACCAGAGCUCCUCAAGACUCUGACCUUCUUGUAUCAUCCCAAAGACAAAAUCUUGAUAAAGUUGGAGAUGAAUCAAACUCCGGUCUUGAUCCCUUGAAAACAUUUGGAGCACAGAAGGCGGAGUAUACAUCAGAGGAGAUUAGUCCUACUCUUGAGAAGAUAUUUUAUGGCGAGAGACACCAUUUCACUAUUGAUAAAAUUAUUCUGGUUGGAGUACCUAACCUCCUUGUAACAAUUAUUCGGAUAUUUAGAGGCUCUAGUACCUUCCAAAAUUUAAUUGGAUUAUCCAAGUGAAGUGCUGUAGACUGGGUCUUCUUCUGCCUAGAGCUUUCAACUCUGGUUGCUUUCUCAUUCAUUAACAUCAUCCUUCUGAGGAAGAGCUAUCAGGAGAAAAAACAAUCUGGGUACAAAUUUGUGAAAGGAGAUGUAGAAUGGAAUGACAGAAGUGUAGCAGCAUUUGGAGGGUUAGCUGGAGUUGGAGGAUUCGUAGCUCAAACCGUUGGGCUUAGCACUGAAGUUCUGUUUACGCCUUCGUACAUCAGAAUGGGAGUGAUGCCUCCCGUUGCAGGGGUAACUUCCCAGUUCUUAGGAAUGUGGGCAACCAUGACUGGGUCAAUUUUGUUUGCUAUUAUGGGAUAUAUGCACUUUGAAAUUGGUCUCUGGCUUGGGCUAUUCUCAACUAUUGGCACAAUAUUUGGUAGUGAGGCUAUUGGAGGCUAUGUAGGAAGAAAAGGAAGACUUUCGAUAGCAUUAGGAAUAAUCUCAUUUUUGGUUAUUGCUAGUAUUGUGGCUGAAGGGUCAGCAGGAAUCGUUAAAGCUAUAAAUAAGAGGAACGAUGGAGAAAACAUCUGGGCAUUUGGUAACUAUUGAUAAAUAACCUUCUUUCAAUUCAAA